CGUCGAUGGAGUUCGUGGAGGUCGUCUCCCUGCUCUUGCGUAAGCUGGUCAAACUCUGCUUGCUGAUCCUCCGUGAGGUCGUCGAUGGAGUUCAUGGAGGUACGCCAGUGCUGUUGCUGCGUGGAGAUUGUCGUGCCGCAUCUGCUGGGAGCCGGGUCACUGCUACUGCUGUGAGAAGGAAAAAGGAGCCUCCUCUGCCGAUAGAAAUCCAGCUUGGAUCCAACUCGCUCGAGCUUACGCCCCAAGGCUGGAAGCUAGAUUCUCGGGAACUCGCCACCGCUCAAGGGGAGUGUAAACGAUUGGAGAAGGAAGUCAUGGGGCUCCGGAGAGAUUUAGAGAAUUGCCGGAAAGACGCGAAGCGAUUGGCAGAGCAAGAGAACAUGGCUACCUUUCAAAACCAGCUGCUUAUCGACAUGCUCGCUGUUGCACGUGCGGAUCAGGGAAUUUUCAGGACAAAACUUGAGCAGGAGAGCGCUCGACACGCGGUGCUUUCCCGAAGUUUGGAGCAAGCGUACACCAAGCUUCUUGCGGCGGGACUCGACCCAGGAGUGUCAGACGCGCCUUGA
Messenger RNA from Ectocarpus sp. CCAP 1310/34, 566 nucleotides. The record is from the annotation of a GenBank genome assembly. Lineage: Eukaryota; Phaeophyceae; Ectocarpales; Ectocarpaceae.